CCCUCCUCGUGUAAAGACGUGUCUGUUCAGGUGUCUCUAAAAUAAGUAAAAAGUUACUAAAUUGCAUAAAUUUGCAUUUGUAAUAUCAACCAAUUAAACGAUUUAACGUGUUCGAUCAACUAAAUAACUACAAAUUUAGUCUCGAAAAUGGCACGCGACAACGCUAACGACACCAUGGCGAAAGCUUUCGGGAAUCCGUUGAUUCUCGACUCCACCUUCACCAAACUCGACCUCCCCGACCUGAAAACGUCUCGCCUCGUCUGCCGCGACUGGAACGACGUCGGCGUCACUGUCCUAGCAAAACGAGCUUUUCUCCAGGUCAACAAGCUUUUUUCCUGCAAUUUUGACGAGGUGCCUCCCGUCGCCGACGCACUGAUGCGAUGUCUCCUCAUCUCGGACAAAUUUGACCCAUCCAUCCGCUCAAAGAAGGAGGAGAUUCAAGUUAUUACCAAAUCUCUAACUCAAGUAUCCGAAUUAACCCGAGAAAUUAAAUUGGUCGCCGCUCAGAAGGAAUUUAUCCCGGCUUUCCUCGAAGGAAUAAGGACCCUGGGGUCCACCAAAGUCCAACGCGUUGACAUCAUCAGCGACAAGCUGUACAAAAUCCCGGCCGAAGCGUGUCGAAAACUCCCCCCGCAACCCAGCCUUACCUCCCUCGGGGUAAACCUUCUUCCAAAAGGGCUGCCCCCCAGAACCUCCAGCUACCAGCAGGAGUUUCUUGUCAAAAUUUUGCUCGAGGCUGCCCCCAACCUGACCACGCUGGACGUCGCGGCGUCCCUCUAUCCGAAUUUGGAGGGGUGUAAAAGCCUCAAAGUGCUAAAAUUUGAAUGCAUGGCGCACCUGAUGGAUUACCGUCGUAACCGUAAUUUGGCCAAGCUGACGGACAUGCUGGCACACGUGAAGGAUUCCUUGAUCGAGCUGGAAUUGAAUAUUUGGGAAUCCACGGAGAAGAUGAAAUCCGUUACUGGAGGUCCCGUCAUGUCGAAACUUACCACGCUCUCAAUCCAUCCCACAGAUGCGAACGAAAUUCUUGACUUUUUUGAUGAAGACCACUUUCCAAAAUUAAAAACCCUCCGAGUCCACGACAUCGGUGGAGAUUCAUCUUUUUUGUCCUUCUUAAACUUAUGGAGGAGACACAGCGGAGUUCAAUCUCUCGCGUUGACCAUGAAUUCAUUUGAAGGCUGGGAAGAUAUGGAAUUCGGGGAAAAAAUUGUGGAUUUGUUUCCCACCGUGAAGGAAUUCAAGUUGGCCUUGGAGGACAUACAUUUUACUGCGAUUCCCGCCGUCAGCAAUAUCAUCGAACCUUUCAAAACGUGGGAUUUGGAAGGAGUCAGCGUGCACGUGGAUGGGGUGACCCAAACCUCCGUGCUGGUGGACGUCCUUAAAGCGAUGUCCGGUUUGAAAGGAGUUAAAAGUGCCCGGUUCUCAGAUACCUACGUCAACGAGAGCAACUUUUCUCCCCACGUUCAAGACCUCAUCUUACGCAGUAGAGAAUAUCAACGCGUAGAAAUCUCGGGACGUGUGGUACCGGAAAUUGUGAAACGAUUUCAACUCAUUUUUGAAGCCAGUGGUGCACCCAUUCAUUUCACGGGAGGUGUGGCUAACGGAUUUGGAGCCCAACAGAUAAACUAUCGUGCUUUGUGUAAUCUUUUGAAUGGAUUUUGACUUGAUUUUUACAGUAUGGCAAACUAUUUUGCCGGAAUUUUUUAAUAAAUAAUUUUGAA
This is a messenger RNA of Folsomia candida, 1721 nucleotides long. RefSeq lists its product as uncharacterized. Bases 148 to 1662 code for a protein of 504 amino acids. Lineage: Eukaryota; Metazoa; Arthropoda; Collembola; Entomobryomorpha; Isotomidae. The record is from RefSeq and is a predicted model, not a curated record. The transcript is spliced from 6 exons.